Molecule: messenger RNA, 2532 nt
Organism: Oryza brachyantha (malo sina)
Lineage: Eukaryota; Viridiplantae; Streptophyta; Magnoliopsida; Poales; Poaceae
Product: mitogen-activated protein kinase 7
Exons: 10
Coding region: 143-1921 (592 amino acids)
Biological process (GO): protein phosphorylation; intracellular signal transduction
Cellular component (GO): nucleus; cytoplasm
Molecular function (GO): MAP kinase activity; ATP binding
Source: RefSeq, a predicted model, not a curated record
AGACACCAACAAGGCCACCACCACCAUCACCGCACCGCUACGCACUCAGCUGCUUCCUCCCUCCCUCCCUCCCUCCUCCACAUCGCUGCGGAUUCCAGCGGCGGGGCUUUGGAUUUUUCCCGGCGAGAUCUCCCGUCUCGCGAUGCCUGAAGCAAAUGCCGGUGGGCUGGGCACCCGGGCGGCGCCGGAGCAGCGCAGCAAGAACACAACAGAGAUGGAUUUCUUCAGUGAAUAUGGCGACUCCAGCCGUUACAAAAUUCAAGAAAUUGUUGGUAAAGGGAGUUACGGAGUUGUAUGUUCAGCUAUUGACCAACAUACCGGUGACAAGGUAGCAAUCAAGAAAAUAACCAACAUCUUUGAGCAUCUAUCUGAUGCUGCUAGGAUCCUCCGUGAGGUCAAGCUUCUCCGUCUUCUACGGCAUCCUGAUAUUGUUGAGAUCAAACACAUAAUGUUGCCUCCAUCCAGAAGGGACUUCAAAGAUAUUUAUGUUGUCUUUGAACUAAUGGAUACAGACCUCCACCAAGUUAUUAAGGCUAAUGACGACUUAACAAAGGAACACCACCAGUUCUUCCUGUAUCAAAUGCUUCGUGCUUUGAAAUAUAUCCAUACUGCUAAUGUUUAUCAUCGUGAUUUAAAGCCGAAAAAUAUAUUAGCAAAUGCUAACUGUAAGCUCAAGAUAUGUGAUUUUGGACUAGCAAGAGUUGCAUUUAAUGACACUCCUACCACAGUUUUCUGGACGGACUACGUUGCAACUAGAUGGUACAGGGCUCCUGAGCUGUGCGGCUCUUUCUUUUCUAAGUAUUCACCAGCUAUAGAUACAUGGAGUAUUGGUUGCAUUUUUGCGGAGAUUUUGACUGGAAAACCUUUGUUCCCUGGUAAAAAUGUGGUUCAUCAGUUGGAUCUGAUGACUGACCUCCUGGGUACACCAUCAAUGGAUGCUAUUUCACGGAUUCGGAACGAUAAGGCAAGGAGGUACCUGAGCAGCAUGAGAAGGAAGCAGCCGGUGCCUUUUUCAGAAAAGUUCCCAAAUGUAGAUCCUUUGGCACUCAAGCUCUUACAAAGGCUCCUAGCAUUUGAUCCUAAGGAUCGACCAACUGCAGAAGAGGCUUUGGCUGAUCCAUAUUUCAAGGGUCUUGCAAAAGUGGAGAGAGAACCAUCAUGCCAAUCAAUUUCAAAAAUGGAGUUCGAGUUUGAACGAAGAAAGGUUACCAAAGACGAUAUCAAGGAACUUAUAUUCCGGGAGAUAUUAGAAUACCAUCCUCAACUUCUCAAGGAUUAUAUGAAUGGCUCCGAAAAUACGAGCUUUCUAUAUCCAAGUGCUGUUGAUAAUUUCCGGAGGCAAUUUGCCAUCUUAGAGGAAAAUGAAGGAAAGAGCAGUGCACUAGACAGGAAGCACGUUUCUCUCCCUAGGGCUACAACAGUUCACUCUACAGCAGUUCCUCCUGACGAAGGCCCAGACGCAACAUCCCAAAUUCCUCAGAGGAUUCCAACAGCUAGACCAGGAAGAACGGUUGGCCCAGUAUUACCAUUCGAGAAUCCAAGCGUCACCGAUUCGCACAACGCAUGGAGGGUGGGGAGGAAUCCAGUUCCUCAAGCAGCUAGCAACAAACCGGUGUACAGCUACCACCUAAAGCCGGACUACUCCAGUACUCAACAUCAGAAAGAGCUUGAGAAAGAUAGAGCGCAGUACAGGCCUGCACAACAAAUGAUGGAUGCCAAGGUUGCUCCUGAGACGGUCCCUGACAUGCGGCCUUCGCAGUACUACAUUACAAGGAGUGCUCCCAAAACUGAUCUGACAGACAGGGCUGCACUCCAGGGGAGCAUGCUGUAUGGCAUUGCUCCCUUCAACGGCAUCGCCGCGGUUGCUGGUGGAUACAGCAAGGUUGGCGCCGUUCACUACGGUGCUACAAGGUUGUACUAGAGUAGAGCAAUGGUCAGGAAAGUUGGGUUGCACCUCGGUGGGAUGCAAGAUGGGGACGCCGGUGCCCGGCUUUAUGCUCAUCCAGCCAGACAUUCAGGCUGCAGCAAGGCAGGUGGCCACAUCUGGAUCAUCUGGUCAUGGAUGGAGACCAUGGUUGAUGAAAAGAGAGACUUUGGCUGGGAAAACUCCUAAUCCAUCUCAGGCGGCUAUGUCCAUUUUGCUGAGGAAUGGACAUGAGCGUGCUCUAGAGAGGAUAGAGGGAGAUAAAAAGUUCAGGGUGCAAUUUCUCGCACUCUAUUAGUUGCUGAGAAAGGGGGAGAAUGUGAAUAACAGCACUAGGCUGGGCUUGUGUACAUACCUGCAACAUUUGAUUUUCUUUUUCCUGCUCUCUUGCUUGAAGCUGUUGCUUCUUGUGUAAUACCUGCACAAGCAUACUCCGAAAGCGAGUUUUCGCCAAAAAAAAAAAUGGAACGGCAAUUACUUGAUAGAAUGUUAUGCUAGUCAAAUUUUAAUCGUACUGGAACAAAUAUUGUGGAAACACACUGUACCUGUGAAAUUUGAGCCUCCAUUCCAGUUAGUAUAUAGAAGCUAAAAAGGCUACUAUCUCCAUA